Diaporthe amygdali is the source of this 111-nucleotide messenger RNA. RefSeq lists its product as uncharacterized. The record is from RefSeq and is a predicted model, not a curated record. NCBI's taxonomy places the organism in Eukaryota, Fungi, Ascomycota, Sordariomycetes, Diaporthales, Diaporthaceae. The transcript has a single exon. The annotation marks the transcript as partial.
AUGUUCACACGUGCCAUCUUCGGAAUCCUUGGCACGACGGCUGUUGUCUCUGCUAGCCCCUCCGCCACUACCGAUCCGUCGCCAUCAAGGACAACGGCAAAGACUGGUGUG